GAACAACUGGAUUUCGUACUUCGUACAGUAGAUGGUCUUUUAAAGUUAAUUGGUAUUUACAGCAAGUUGCCUCAUACGUGCAAAAAAAUAUAUUAUUAUGAUUGAAGUCACGAAUGAGAAUUUUAACCAGGUGUAUCCGCACCUGGAGCAGACGUUAAAAAAUGCAAAUUUUAUUGCGAUCGAUGGAGAAUUCACAGGAAUAGACGGCGAUGAUGUAAAAAAUAGUUUAUUCGACUCCGUACACGAACGCUACGAGAACAACAGAAUCAACAUUCAGCCACACAUAAUAAUUCAAUUCGGUAUUUCGGCGUUUCAACGAAUUCAGAAUGAGAACAAGUAUACUGCGGAGGUUUUCAAUUUCUAUUUGCUGCCUAGAUCUAUUCCAUCGAAGGCCAGACAAUUUCUUUGGAGCAUACCGGCGUUAGAGUUCCUGACCGUAUAUGGCUUUGAUUUUAACAAACUUGCUUAUCAAGGUAUUUCGUACCUUGAUGAAGUUGACGAAGAAUUCUUACAGCAACAAAUACAAAAGAAUACGUUGCUCGACAAUGUGGAGCAAUCUAUAUCUUACAAAGAGGAAGAGGAUUUUAAAGAUACAGCCACUCAAAUAUUGGAAUGGUUGAAGACAGCUAGUGAUGAAACAGAUUCAUUUAAAAUUGAAUCCUGUACUCCAACUAUGCAGUAUUUUAUGCAAAAAACAUUAAGAAAACGUUUCUCAAAUAUUUGGACUUUCUCAGGGAAUAACAUGAUAACUGUGAUUAAAGUGCCACCAGAGUCGAGAAGAAUGUUGGAACAAGAAGAAGGCUCUAUAUUAGAAAACGUGUUGCUCGAGUCAUAUAUUGGAUUUUCAAAAGUAUUCAAGCUCUUAGUUACUCUGAAAAAACCUAUAAUUGCACAUAAUCCUCUUUUAGAUUUUAUGUUCAUGCAUCAACAGUUUUAUAAACCAUUACCACGAACGUAUAUUAAUUUCAAGAAUAACAUACAUCAACUAUUUCCAAUAAUUUACGACACAAAAUUUUUGAGCUUUGAAUUGAGAGAAAUUCUUCAAACAGAAGAAAAAUGGAAAAGUAAUGUAUUAAGUGAGUUAGUUACUCAUUUUACAACUAAUCAGGGAAAACGUAUACCAUUAGGCUCUCCUGUUGUUGAACUCGCAAAUUCAAAUAAAUUAGAUGAUAUUGCUGUUUCUAAGAAAUAUCAUACCGCAGGAUGGGAUGCUUAUUUUUCCGGUUACAUAUUUAUUAGACUAGCUCAUCUAUUUGUUUCAAAACGUUAUGAACAAAGUAUAAGUUCAAAGCACUUUACUCAUACAGAAUUAAUGAAUGGCGUAAAAGGCUUUGCAAACUGUUUAAAUAUCAUACGCGGUAAUACAUCACAUUUGAGACUUGAUGCACCUGAACCUAUAUCGACUCGACCAAAGUGGCUUUAUGUAAAAACGUUAGCAUCGCAAUCGAUUACAGCCUCACAGAUAGCUGAAAAAAUGUCGAGGUUUGGCGCCGUUGACGUGAAACAAUACACAUCGAAGCGUGCUUUAGUUGCAGUAGCAAAUCACAGAAGCGCACGAGACAUAUUGCAACACUUCAAGCAAAACAAGGAGCUAUACGUAGUCCCAUACAAUCCGAUACGGCAUUCGCCUUCAGUUCAACUUAUUCUUUGCGCUUUGAUUACGGGAUUAUAAAUUCGUGAGCAGUAUAGUCGUUUCUGGCGGAGUCUUUGCGUGGGUGCUGCAUCAGAAGUUUCAGAGAAGUUCUUAAGACUGAAUAUCUUUAAAAUUUAGCAAUUUUUUUUAUUAAAAAUUUUAUGAAACUGUUGACUUUAAUGAAGAUAAUAUGUAAAAUGAAGAUAAGAUACAUUUUUUAAUAAUAAUA
Solenopsis invicta (red fire ant) is the source of this 1862-nucleotide messenger RNA. RefSeq names its product pre-piRNA 3'-exonuclease trimmer. Gene Ontology annotation, biological process: nuclear-transcribed mRNA poly(A) tail shortening. Gene Ontology annotation, molecular function: RNA binding; poly(A)-specific ribonuclease activity. Gene Ontology annotation, cellular component: endoplasmic reticulum; cytoplasm. The record is from RefSeq and is a predicted model, not a curated record. The transcript has 13 exons. NCBI's taxonomy places the organism in Eukaryota, Metazoa, Arthropoda, Insecta, Hymenoptera, Formicidae. Bases 98 to 1672 code for a protein of 524 amino acids.